AAAAACAUCUAAAGUACCAAAAACAGAUCUGUCUCUCUCACUCUCUGUGUGUUUGUGUUUCAACUUUCAACUUCAUUCAUACUCUUCCUGCCUGCUAAAGCAAUGGUUUUGAUACAUUGUUGUUAGCUAGCUUUCAAUGCAAUCCAUCACAAACAGUCACAUUCUCUCUCUCAAUCUCUGACUGCUUUUGCUUCAAAAUGGUCACAAAAAACCACAACCGACCUCCAUUUUCACUCCCACCCACAUCUCCAACCCCUUCAAAGGAUUUUGAGGGUGAUGAGCUUCUCUUAGAUAAAGGGCAAGAAUUUGGAGCUGAAAAUAUGGUGGUGACUCCUAUUAAUGGAAGAGGAAGACAAGCUUUUACAGUUGUAAAUGGUGGUGGCCACGAUCUUGACCCUAGUAGUGCUCCUCCAAGCAAUGCUGGAUCGGAUAAUGGCAUGAUUGAGUUCACAAGAGAGGAUGUGGAAGCUUUGCUGAAUGAAAAAGCCAAGAGAAAGGACAGAUUUAAUUAUAAGGAAAGAUGUGAAAAUAUGAUGGAUUAUAUAAAAAGGCUUAAGGUUUGCAUUAGAUGGUUCCAAGACCUUGAGAUGUGCUACUCACUAGACCAGGAGAAGUUAAAGAGUUCACUGGAAUUGACCCAGCAAAAAUGCAUAGAAAUUGAGUUGCUGCUUAGAAUCAAGGAAGAGGAACUAAAUUCAAUUAUUGCGGAAAUGAGAAGGAAUUGUACUUCUUUGCAAGAGAAAUUGAUAAAGGAAGAAUCAGAAAAGUCGGUUGCAGUGGAAGCUCUUGUUAAAGAGAGAGAGGCUAGGCUUGACAUUGAGAGGUCACAGACUACUCUAUCAGAGGACCUUGGAAGAGCUCAACGGGAGAUUGAAGGUGCAAAUCAGAAGAUAUCGUCGCUCAAUGAUAUGUAUAAGCAAUUACAAGAUUACAUAACAAGCUUACAACAGUACAAUGACAAACUGCAUAAAGAGCUUUCAUCAGUUGAGGAUGAACUUAAACGUGUAGAGAAAGAUAAGGCUACUGUAGUGGAGAAUAUCUCCAUGUUAAAGGGUCAACUAACUUUAUCCACUUCUUCUCAAGAAGAGGCCAUAAAGCAGAAGGAUGCUCUGGCUAGUGAAAUUGCUUCUCUUAGAGCAGAGUUGCAGCAAGUAAGAGAUGAUCGUGACCGCCAAUUAUCUCAAGUUCAAACGUUAAAUGCUGAAUUAUCGAAAUGUAAAGAAUCUACGGAAGACUCCAGCACUGAAUUGGAUAACUUGACAUUAAGAGCAAAUGAACUGGCGGCUAAAUGUUCUUUGAAAGAUAAUCAAAUAAAGGCAUUGCAAGAACAGCUUACAACAGCAGAGAAGAAACUGCAGGCAUCUGAUAUAUCUGCAUUUGAGACAAGGGCAGAAUUUGAAGGGCAACAGAAAAAUGUAAAUGAGUUACAAAGACGCUUGAUAGAUGCAGAAUAUAAACUUAUAGAAGGGGAGAGGCUGCGGAAAAAAUUACAUAAUACCAUUUUGGAGUUAAAAGGGAACAUUCGUGUAUUUUGUCGAGUGAGGCCUUUGUUGCCUGAUGAAAGUUGUAGCACAGAAGGCAAGAUUUUCAGUUAUCCAUCAUCAUUGGAAACUUCUGGACGAGGCAUUGACCUAGCACAAAAUGGACAAAAACAUUCUUUUUCCUUCGAUAAAGUUUUUACUCCAGAGGCAUCACAAGAUGAAGUUUUUGUGGAAAUUUCACAGCUUGUACAAAGCGCUCUUGAUGGUUACAAGGUUUGUAUCUUUGCCUAUGGUCAGACAGGGUCAGGGAAAACCUAUACAAUGAUGGGCAGACCAGGCCAUCCAGAGGAAAAGGGGUUGAUACCCCGUUCAUUAGAACAAAUAUUUCAAGCGAAGCAGUCUCAGCAACCUCAAGGCUGGAAAUAUGAAAUGCAGGUGUCAAUGUUGGAAAUAUACAACGAAACCAUUCGUGAUCUGAUAUCUACAAACAGAUCAUCAUCAGAUUCAACACGCUCGGAAAAUGGUACCCCUGGAAAGCAAUAUGCAAUCAAACACGAUGCAAAUGGAAAUACACACGUCUCUGAUCUCACAGUAGUGGAUGUUCAUAGUGCUAAAGAGGUUGCGUUUCUUUUGAAUCAAGCUGCAAAUAGCAGAUCUGUGGGAAAAACCCAAAUGAAUGAACAAUCAUCAAGAAGUCAUUUUGUAUUCACUCUUCGAAUAUAUGGUGUAAAUGAGAGCACUGACACCCAAGUACAAGGUGUUCUGAAUCUUAUUGAUCUUGCUGGUAGCGAACGUCUUUCUAAGAGUGGCUCAACUGGGGACCGGUUGAAAGAAACUCAAGCAAUCAAUAAAAGCUUGUCAUCAUUGAGUGAUGUCAUAUUUGCCUUGGCCAAGAAGGAUGAUCAUGUGCCAUUCAGGAACUCAAAGCUUACAUAUCUGCUUCAACCUUGUCUAGGUGGGGACUCCAAGACACUAAUGUUUGUGAACAUCUCACCCGAUCCUUCUUCAGUUAGCGAGUCUUUGUGCUCACUCCGGUUCGCAUCCAGAGUAAAUGCUUGUGAGAUCGGAUCAGCUCGGAGACAGACUAAUGGAAGAUCUACAGACUCUCGCUUGAGCUAUUUCUGAUCUUCUUCAGAAAGAUGUAUAUUUGCUAUUUAACCUUUUGUGGCAAUCAAGUGCAUGUGUGAGACUGUGAGUGCUACCCAAAAGAAAAAAAAUUGAAAAUGAAUUUGAUUCUAACAUAGCUUGUAUAGUGAAGGAAGUUGCAUUUAGUUGUGUAAACACAUUCUAAUAAUUCAAUUUGUUAUUCUGCUUAA
Messenger RNA from Lotus japonicus, 2797 nucleotides. RefSeq names its product kinesin-like protein KIN-14N. Gene Ontology annotation, biological process: microtubule-based movement. The transcript has 17 exons. Gene Ontology annotation, molecular function: ATP binding; microtubule motor activity; microtubule binding. The record is from RefSeq and is a predicted model, not a curated record. Bases 198 to 2606 code for a protein of 802 amino acids. Lineage: Eukaryota; Viridiplantae; Streptophyta; Magnoliopsida; Fabales; Fabaceae.